AUGCAUUUCCCUCUGCAAGCCCUUGCCCUUGUCUUGCUCUCAGUCACAGGCGCUUUUUCCGACUUCCUCACUCCAACAUACCCUCCGCCAACUGAUUUGACUAGUGACAAAAGCCUUCUGUCAAAAGCCUGGAAGAACAUCACCGAGACCCUCGAUGGCUACCUAAAGCAAAAUCAAACGUCAGCGUCAGGUCUUCUUGCGGAAGCAGGUAAUGUCACCUUUUCCCUUGGCAUGUUUUCGAUAUAUGAUCCUGCCGCCGCAAAGCUUCAAUAUCACCAUACAGCUCCUGAAGUUGCCAAUGCGAAACAAGGAGUUACAAAAGUCGACGGAGACAGUGUCUACAAAAUCGCCAGCGUCACCAAGCUCUUCACAGCCUUCGCGGGCAUGAUCGAGUUGUCCGAUGAGGAUUGGGAUCGCCCUGUCAGCCAAGUAGUCCCUGGGCUGGCGGAAUAUGUUGCUCAGACUGCGAGCGAUCUAGAUCCCGUGUACACGACCCAAUGGGACAAAAUCACUCUUUGGGCGCUUGCGUCUCAACUUGCAGGUAUUACACAAAUAGGGUGGCCUGUUUCCGAUGCACUUUUUGUAUCUGCUCUUGCGGCAGCUGCUGGCUCGAAGGAGUCUUCCGAUCCAGUGACAAAAUAUGGCUUCCCACCUCAGGACCUUAGCGUGCUAGGACCUUGUUCAAAUAUCUCAAGUACUGCUGUUUGCUCCCCUGGAGACUUUAUCGAGAGCAUCCGAACCUUGCCACCAGUCUUUCAGCCGUGGACCAGUCCAGCCUACAGUGACGAAGGCUUCAUGUUACUUGGACUUGCAAUCUCCAACAUUACUGGCAAGACCAUAGAUACGAUCUACCGCGAAGCGAUCUUCGAGCCCCUCGGUAUGGCAUCGUCUAACUCUUCUAUCCCCACCACAGACACCCAGAUUGCUCGUUAUGUGUUCGCUGGUGAUGGGUCUGGUGGGGUGCUCUUCGAUGGCGGCUUCACGAUCCCCUCCGGCGGCCUCUUCUCCACAAUCAACGACCUCGCCAAAUUCAGCACUGGUGUUCUUAACUCUACACUCCUCCCUUCCGAAGUGACCCGUAGGUGGAUGAAACCGAACGCCCACACCGCAAGCCUUACUUACUCUGUUGGCGCUCCUUGGGAGAUCAUCCGUUACGUCGACCCAUCUUCAAACGGGACCAUAGAUAUCUACACCAAAACAGGCGACUCUGGCAGCUAUGGUGGUACUGCUGCCCUCAUCCCCAAAUACGGUGCAGGCUUCAAUCUCCUCGGUGCCAGCGGUAACGAAACUCUGCGCAGCGCUAUUGACUUUGCAAUCCUUGAUCUUGUGACUGAGACAGUUUUACCUGCAUUGAGAGCACAAGCCGCUGCGGAAGCCAUAAAAAAUUAUGUUGGCACAUACGCUUCCACCGAUGUGAAUUUGAAUUCUUCCAUCACCAUCUCUCACAACGAAUCUACCAUCAAGGGGGCCGAUCCAGCACUUAGCAUAUCCAAUUGGAUCUCCAACGGCACAGACGUACUUGCCUCUGCUUUCUUCGACGGCGUUAAGCCUCGGUUGUUGACAUCAUACCUGAAAGAAACUAGUGGAGAAGGACGAGUGGCGUUUCAAGCUUCGACUAGGCUACAGACCAACAGCUACGCAGUCGGAGGAGUCCCGGGCAACGGGGCCUUUUCUGGAUCGUAUGGAGUAGACGGUGACUGGUAUUAUGUGGAUCAACAGCACUAUGCUGGGCGGGGCGUCAAUUUGUUUGUGUUUGACGUUGACGGUCAGGGGAAAGCUACGGCGGUGAGCCCGGCUGCUGCGAGGGUCAAGCUCGAAAGAAAGGAUUAG
Bacidia gigantensis is the source of this 1830-nucleotide messenger RNA. RefSeq lists its product as uncharacterized. The coding region runs from base 1 to 1830 and encodes 609 amino acids. NCBI's taxonomy places the organism in Eukaryota, Fungi, Ascomycota, Lecanoromycetes, Lecanorales, Ramalinaceae. The transcript has a single exon. The record is from RefSeq and is a predicted model, not a curated record.